AUGCUGCUCGCGCGUCGGACCCGACAUUUGCGGAGGCUUUUCAUUAGGAAGUGUUCCUCCACGCGCAGAAAUGAGGUCGGGAUACAAAUGCUGCCCCGGCGGCUCAGGGACCAAAUUUUCCCCGCUGUCGGAGGGGUGGAAUCCCGAACGGAUGCGAAAACUCUCAAACAAAUCGAGAAACACCUCACGGAACAUGGACUUUGGGACAAAGAAGCAGAUUGUCUCCCCGAAGUUGAGUCUCUGCAGCUCCCACCGCUGGAAGGGUACUCCGUCGUCGAACAUUUCGAGCGGAUUGCCGAAACCUAUUGCAGACCCUACGAGGAUGUGAUAGAGAAGCUUCUCAACGCCAAAGUACCGGACAUGCCAGAAGAGUUCGCGUUCCGGAAGGGUUGGGUUCGGUAUUCAGCGGACUCAGGGGAAUCUACGCCGGUGGAGGCUCCUUCCGGGAACGCUUUUGUUUUCGACGUAGAAACGAUGGUGACAGAAGGGAAUCUUCCUGCUCUUGCGGUCGCUCUGUCCGACUCCCAUUGGUACUCGUGGUGUUCAGACGCUCUGGUUGGGGGACGGGAUCAUCGUGUGGACCGAAUUACUCCCGAACACUUGAUCCCGCUGGGUAUCGAUCCCGGAAAAGAAGCGGUCAUCGUCGGCCAUAACGUGGGUUUCGACCGCGCCUUCAUCCGAGAACAAUACGAGCCGCAUAAUUCCAAGACCCGUUUCCUGGAUACCUUAUCUCUGCACGUUUGCGUGUCCGGUCAGACGAGCGAUCAGAAGAUCAAGACGAUUUCCAACAAGCGGAACCCGUCCGACUCCCUCGAAUCCUGGAGUGACGUCUCGUCUCUGAACAACCUCGCCGACGUGCACAAGCUGUACAGGGAAGGCGAUGCCAGGCUGGAGAAGGAGAUCAGGAAAACUUUCGAGAAAGGCACGUCGGAUGAUGUCCGAGCCGAUUUCCAGAAUCUCAUGCGAUAUUGUUUCAAAGACGUCUUGGCAACGCGCUCGGUACUGCUCGAAGUCCUCCCGCUCUUCAAGGAGAGAUCGCCGCACAAGGCCAGUUUAUUCGGGCUAAUGGAAAUGCUCACUUCGUACCUGCCGGUAGACAAUAAUUGGUUGCGAUACAUCAAGGAAUCCGAGAACGCCUACAACGACGUCGUAUCUGAAAUCCGUUCAAUCCUGCAUCGAGUUGCUAACGAGUCUUGCCGGAAAUUCCACAACGGAGCCUUUCGACGAGAUGUGUGGUUACAGGGUCUGGAUUGGAGCGCCAAAGAGAUUAAACUGAGAAAAACUUCCCAAAUUCCCCCGCCCGCCCUAGGAUCUUUGAGUUUGAAGAAUUGUCUCCAAGCCCGACAGCGAUUCCUCUGCGGAUAUCCGCUCUGGUAUAUUGAGCUGUGCACUAAACCGCCAUCGGAUAUAAUCCAGUAUCUGGACUGGGUUCACGGUCCAUGGAAUACCUCGACCCAGAAAAGAUGUAUUCCGAGUUUGCUGAAGAUCAUGUGGGAUGGAUACCCUUUGCAUUUCCGCAUGGAAGACGGCUGGGGAUAUCUUGUGCCUGAGACUCGGGAGAGGGCUUCGCAAAUCAAAUCUCACGAGAGCCCUCUGUGGGAGGAAUUUCCCCGCGACGAAUAUGCGAAGCUCAUCGAGAAAAGCCGCGGAGAGACGAUAGAUUUUAGCUUGCUCCGCAAAUCUAUCGAAGAAGAAACCACAGACAACGUUGAAGAGUCGAUCUGGGCUAUGAGAGAGACGAUGAUCGAGCACAAAAAAGUCAAGUCGGGUGCAUUGGGGAAAGAACAUCCUGGAGAAAAAUCAAGCGCGUCUCCUGAAAGCUACCUCAAGCUGAGCGACGGGAUCCUGUUCCGGAAGCUACCUCAUAAGAAAGGCAACGAUCUGAACGUUGGUAAUCCCCUGUCGAAAGAUUUCAUCGGCAAAUUCGAGGGGAACGUCUUACGUUCAGACGAGUACAGAAGUGCGAACGUUCUGCUGAAGAUGAGUAAGGAAACUUCUUACUGGAAGAACGCCCGUGAUCGAAUCAAAGAACAAAUGGUCGUCUGGACAUCAGAAGACCGAGCCGCGAUUCUCCCGAAAAUCAUCCCGGCCGGAACCGUGAGUCGACGCGCGGUGGAAAAAACUUGGCUGACCGCCAGUAACGCCAAAACGGACAGAAUAGGCUCCGAAUUCAAAGCCAUGGUGCGAGCUCCCGAGGGCUACCAUUUUGUCGGUGCCGACGUCGACUCCGAGGAGCUCUGGAUAGCGUCUCUUAUCGGAGACGCGUCUUUCGGGGGAAUUCACGGGAACACCGCAUUCGGUUGGAUGACGUUGCAGGGUAAGAAGUCCGACGGGACGGAUAUGCAUUCUCGUACGGCUGCGACGGCGCACUGUACUCGAGAUCAGGCGAAGAUUCUCAAUUACGCCAGACUGUACGGAGCUGGCCAGAAAUUCGCGGCUCGUUCACUCAAGGACUUCGACCCGGCUCUGGAUGAGGCUUCCGCCAAGAAACUCGCACGAUGCAUGUUCAGCGAAACGAAAGGCUACCGGCGGGGUGGAAAAUGGCACGGUGGAACGGAAUCGCACAUGUUCAACAAAUUGGAGGCACACGCCAGCAGCGCCGAGCCCAGAACGCCUUUCCUCCGUUCGAGGAUCUCAAGAGCCCUGGAACCCGCGGUUGUGGAUACGCAAUACAUGAUGUCACGGGUGAACUGGAUCGUCCAAAGUUCCGCUGUCGAUUAUUUGCAUUUGAUGCUCUUAUCGAUGCGGUACCUGUUCGACAAGUUUCGGAUCGACGGUCGACUCGUGGUGACGAUACAUGACGAAGUUCGCUUCAUGGUUCGAUCCGAACACCGGUACCGAGCGGCGCUCGCUCUACAUAUCACGAAUCUUCACGUGAGAGCGUAUUUUGCGUCUAGCGUGGGCAUGCGAGAUCUCCCUUACGGGGUAGCGUUUUUCAGUGCAGUCGAUGUGGACAAGGCUCUACGAAAGGAAGUUGGCGACGACUGCGUCACGCCUUCGAAUCCUCAUGGUCUUAAAUUGGGUUACGGCAUCGGUGAAGGCGAAGCCCUAGACAUUUACAAAACUGUGGCACUCACGUGCGGCAGCCUAGAAGAGAGUGGGGGUGUUGUGUAA
Messenger RNA from Galendromus occidentalis (western predatory mite), 3114 nucleotides. RefSeq names its product DNA polymerase gamma, catalytic subunit tam (gene PolG1). Gene Ontology annotation, biological process: mitochondrial DNA replication. The record is from RefSeq and is a predicted model, not a curated record. The transcript has a single exon. The coding region runs from base 1 to 3114 and encodes 1037 amino acids. Gene Ontology annotation, molecular function: DNA-directed DNA polymerase activity; 3'-5' exonuclease activity; DNA binding. Lineage: Eukaryota; Metazoa; Arthropoda; Arachnida; Mesostigmata; Phytoseiidae. Gene Ontology annotation, cellular component: mitochondrion; gamma DNA polymerase complex.